Molecule: messenger RNA, 3323 nt
Organism: Cryptomeria japonica (Japanese cedar)
Lineage: Eukaryota; Viridiplantae; Streptophyta; Pinopsida; Cupressales; Cupressaceae
Product: serine/threonine/tyrosine-protein kinase HT1
Exons: 3
Coding region: 1750-2946 (398 amino acids)
Biological process (GO): protein phosphorylation
Molecular function (GO): protein kinase activity; ATP binding
Source: RefSeq, a predicted model, not a curated record
UGGCUUGUGGGGUUAAUGGGGAGCUAAAAGACAAAGAGUAUUUAGGUCGGAGCGCGUAAGUGCGCGGUCACAUGAACGGUAGAACCACCGCUGAAAGAAAGCACCUGGCUUUUCAGUAGUGGCAGAGGGUGGCACAGCCCAGAAAAGAUCUGGAACAAAUCGCGGAAAAUGGCCGAAAGAGAUAUUCCUAGAAGCCGAAAUAUGCUUCGUAUUCGUUGAUAAUGGCGGGGCCUCUUUGUUCACAGUUGACGUAAAUUUUUAGAUUUUACUGGGGCAUGAAUCUGGAUCAAUUUGGUGCAGAUUUGGGUUCCUUUGGCUAAAUUUGGCGUACGGUUCAAAGAAGCUCUGGAAUGGGAAGUUUAGGGUCGUGCGACAAUCAAUUUGGCAACGCAGAACAAGGCAAUUUGAGAGAUUGUAGAGUUGUGUUGAGUUUUUUCAUUUCUCGGUGUGGGUGGUUGGGUUGUAUGGUUUGAUACGAGUUCUUGAACAUUCUGAACUUGAGUUACUUUUUGCUUUUCUUUGGGGUAUGCACUCUUGUUAACGGUUUUGAAGAUAGGGACAAAAUAAUUCGUGGUUUUCAGUGUAGAUUUGGAAGCUACAUUCGAUUUGCAGUUAUUUUGGAAUCUUUUUGAGUCAAGAGCUUCUGAGGCAGCAGUUUUGAGCUGUUGUGCGUAGGAUUGAAGGUUUCAAGUUUUUUCGCGGCGUUUUAGCAAAAUGCUCAGAGUUUCGCUAAACGUUGCCACUCUUUUCGAGUAAAUUUGUGGCGAUCAGGGAUCGUUGUGUGGAUUUUAAAGCCAGUUGCUGUUGUCUUGGAAUUUUGUGAGAAGAUUUGGGUAAGGGCCUUCCAAGGAUAAAUAUUUUAGGCUUUUGUGCGUGGCAUUGAAGAUAUAGAUUUGUUGCGGCGUUUUUGAAAAAAAGUGCAUUGAAUUUCGCGGAAGUUUGUGUUUGAGCCAUUUAUGUAAAUCUUUAAAUUAGUUGCUGUUAUUUUUGAAAUUUGCGUGAAUGGUUGGGUGGAGACUUUCUAAGGAUCAAGGAUUCUAGCCGUUCUGUGCGACGGGUAAUAUUUUGAGAAUUUUUGAGAUAUUUUGAAAGAAUUUGCAUGAGGGUUCUUAGGCAAUUAUUGUGGAAUACUAAACAAUAUAAUGGUUGGGUGCCAGUAACUGGAGAUUCUUUGGUGCUUAUGACACUUUAAUAUGAUUUGAGUACAGGGUAAACCGAAUAGGGUAUAUGUGAGAUCAGUGCCAAAGAGAUUGUGAAAUUUGUACAGCGAAUCUGAGGCGUUUCUUGAUCCGAGUGGUUAUGUGAAGAUCUCUGAAGAUUUGAAACUAUAUCCGCAGACUGUUCCUUCAGAGCAUAGAAUAUUGCAAAGUGCGAAGCAUACAAGCAGAAAGAGAAAGCCUAAAGUAUUAGGUUAUUUGAAAUAACCUGCUAAAUAGGCUCUGGUAUUUACGGCACAGCUUUUUCAGUUAGAGAUUGAACUUGAAUUCUGUGAAAAUCCCCGGAAUUCCAAACGUAUUGUCUUUUUUUAUUCAUUCCGAGCACAAAUCGUUGAGAAGCACCAAACAUGCAAAAAGUAGAGAAAACCUAACGGUGUUGGGUUAUGUGGAAUAGGCUGUGAAGUGCUUGGCGGGGGAUUCUUUAUUAUGCCACUGUUCUACCUUCAAGUCUCUUAAUUUGUUGAGAUUCUUGACAUUUUUAGUAUUUUCCAGGCUUAUUUGAUUCUUUGUGGCCAAAUCUGUAACGGUCUUGAUGUCUAGGUCUAUGAAGUCCUUUUCAAUGAACAAUGCAGGCAAGCACCAUUAUUCUAAAUCAAAUUCGAAGCAAGCUAAAUCUGAUAAUACGAAUAAAAUUUCUUCUGUUCCAGCUUCUUAUCCCAGGAGCAGAUUGAAUGGCACUCGGUCUCUUCCUGUGGACAGCCAAACUGUGGAAAUUAUAGAGAGUGUGAAAAAGGAGCUUAGAAGAGUGGCUUCUUGGUCACAUUAUUUGGAAUCCUACGGUGGUGAAGAACCUUUCGGAGGCAGAUCAGAAUGGAGUAUUGAUAUGUCUCAGUUGUUCAUAGGCAAUAAGUUUGCUUCGGGGACUCACAGCCGGUUGUAUCAUGGAAUUUAUAAGCAGAGGCCUGUCGCUGUUAAGAUGAUGUGGCAGCCAGACGAGGAUGAUGCUGUUGCAAGUUCUCUUGAGAAACAAUUCACUGCUGAGGUCUCUCUGCUGUUUCAGUUACACCAUCCGAAUAUCAUAGAACUUGUUGCAGCAUGCAAAAAGGCACCUGUGUUUUGCAUCAUCACUGAAUAUUUGCCUGGAGGUUCACUGAGAGCAUACCUUCAUAAGCAGGAGCCACACUCACUUCCAGUGAAACUUAUUUUGAGGAUGGCCCUUGAUAUUGCUCGGGGAAUGCAAUAUCUUCAUUCUCAAGGUAUAAUCCACAGGGAUCUGAAGUCAGAGAAUCUUCUUUUAGGGGAUGGUAUGUGUGUCAAAGUGGCAGAUUUUGGUGUAUCAUGUCUGGAAUCUCAGUGUCAUACCAUGAAUAACUUUAUGGGUACUUACCGCUGGAUGGCACCAGAAAUGAUCAAAGGGAAGCCGUAUACAAGAAAAGUUGAUGUGUACAGUUUUGGAAUUGUUCUUUGGGAGAUCUUGACAGCACUCACUCCCUUCCAAGAGAUGACUCCAGUACAAGCUGCUUUUGCCGUAUCACAUAAGAAUGCCAGGCCAACAUUGCCAACUGCUUGCCCUCCUGCACUUGCUCACCUUAUCAAGCGUUGCUGGGCCACAAAUGCAGACAAGCGACCAGAAUUCAAUUUUAUAGUACCACUUCUAGAGCAAUACCAUGAGUCUCUUAGAGAAGAUCCUGCUUUUCUUUUGUAUUACAAACCUACAGAGCAGCACAAAUUACUCAAACGCUUUAGGAGUUUUGCCUCAAUUUGUGGUUCCAGUUUUAUUCAGGCUUAGUCUGUGGAACAUAUAGAAAAGUUGACUGUCCCAUGUAGCAUAAAUUUUCAUUUGAGAUUGUAUUAUAAUUCUUGUGGAAAUUGUGCAUGGUACCUCAACCCUUCUGGAGAUGUGUAAUUAAUUUAGAAUGUGACAUCCUUUUUUCAAUCCAAAUGUGAUUGAUUUACGCUAGGAGGGAUACUUUGAUUUAUAUGUAACGAUGCUUGGCUGCUCAUUAUUGAAGAAUCCAUGAUUGUGCAUAACUUGAAGCACAAAUUUAUUUUUAUCCCUUAUUUCUCUUUCAUGCUCAUGAUAAUUCAUCUGUUCAGAUCAAAACUGUACAAGGAUUUUAUACCAUCAAGGGCAAUAUAAAUACUUGAAGCCCCGAAUUGAGUACA